AUGGCACGCAACAGUGACUACGUUCGGCAUCCCUCCGUCGAGGCCGAGGCCAAGGGGGAGAGCGACGCCGACGUUGCGCCUGAUUGGCUAGAGAAAGAAAACGGCGGUCAGUGCCUCCUGCUUGAUAUCUCGCACUCCGCAUGCCCUAACGAUAUCUCCACCCCAGGCCCCCCUUCGCCCUCCACCGGCCUCGCGAACGUGCUCGAGCGGCACAGCGCCCUCCUCCUGCUCGUGAUGUUCACACUCGUCAACGCCAUGCUCCUCGCCGCUCCGCGCGGGACCUCCGCGCCCGCGGCACCGCUCUCACCCGCAAAGCUCGACUUCGCGAAGACGUUCCGCGACCCCGCUGUGCCUCAUCCGCCGUCCACGACAAAUCUCCCGGUGUUCGUCGCGCACCUCGACCGCGCCCGGCCCGCGGGGUCGUUCGCAGACGAGUCCGCGCCAGAGGCGUACCGCGGCGAGGUGUCUCCCCAGCGGUCCCUCCUGGUGCAGUACUUCGUAGGCGACGUUGGGACGGCGCGGUGCGCGCUCGAGGUGCGCGUCCCCGCGGCCGACUGCGACGCCUCGCCCGUGUUCCCUGCGUGGGUGCAGGCGUGGCGCGUGGAGACCGAGCAGCGCGUGCUCGAGACGCGGGACCUCGCGUCGCUGUCGAGGACGAAGCGGUUGGCAGCGUGGACGCUGGAGGCCCGGGGCACGUUCGUGUCGGAGGAGUUCGAGUGCGAAGCGCGCUCGUUCCACGCCUUUAAGCUGGCGUGUGCCGGGGCGGAGACCUCAGUUGCCGUUAACGUUGCUCUCUCUCAUCGUCGCUCUUAG
Messenger RNA from Epithele typhae, 813 nucleotides. RefSeq lists its product as uncharacterized. The transcript is spliced from 2 exons. The coding region runs from base 1 to 813 and encodes 270 amino acids. The record is from RefSeq and is a predicted model, not a curated record. Lineage: Eukaryota; Fungi; Basidiomycota; Agaricomycetes; Polyporales; Epitheliaceae.